Pocillopora verrucosa is the source of this 1542-nucleotide messenger RNA. The record is from RefSeq and is a predicted model, not a curated record. NCBI's taxonomy places the organism in Eukaryota, Metazoa, Cnidaria, Anthozoa, Scleractinia, Pocilloporidae.
AUGUCUCCUCUACUUGCAACAGCUGGUCUUGUGACAUCUGCAAAUAUGACAAAACCGAAGAAAAGCUAUCCCGUCGUUGUGGAGAGUGCAAUUUUGAUAUUUGCCGUGACUGUUUCAAGCAUUACCUCACCAGCCUGCACGAGCAUGCAUUGUUCAGAGCAUGCGCACUGGAUGUCUACCCAAAGUCCAGAGGUUGCUGGGGAUGUGAUAACUGCCGAUCUUUGUUUAGGAACCCAAAUGAAAACUGGCCGUGGCAUUGCCACAAAUGUGAAUACGAUCUCUGUGACCAAUGCAUUGGUGCCAAUCCCGGGAAAAAAACAGGUGAUAAGCGAGAUACCUUAUGCUGUGGACAAUGUAAAGGAAUUUGUCGCUCCACAUUUUUGUAGUGGCCUCACGUCGCUAGAAAAUUUCGUCCUGAUUCUAGAUUCAGCACCACUUGCGCGCGAUAUUAGUGUAACCGCUGCCCGGCGUAUGAUGCCUGGUCUUCUUGAGCUUGUAAAUAGUGCUCAUGAAGCCUUUUGUUUGGCUGAUUCUGCGAUAAACAAAAUUAAUAGUGAGCUGGAAAAUGACUUCCUGAGGGUUGUGGUACAGGAGAAAUCUACAGGCGAUCGUCUCGAUCAAACAAAACAAAGUUUGGCCAAAUUACAGGAAAACGUAAAAGUAUUACAGCAGGAGUAUAAUGAAGUGAAGCGGCAACUAUCCCACGAAGAGUCCAAACUGAAAUCAGCUCGACAGUCUCAAAAAGAAAGGGAAAGAAAACUAAAAAAGGCUGAAAAAGAACGCGAAGAUGCAAAGCUCAAAGGUGCUGUUAUUGGAGGAGUCCUUCUUGGACCUUUAGGAGUCGUGGCUGGUCUCGCCAUAGCUGAUGCUGUUGAAAGCCCCAAUGUUUCCAAUGCUGAACAAGCUGUUAAUGAAGCGUCAUCUCGCGUAACUGACAUUACAAAACGUGUCAAAGGCAAGGAAACAGAGCUUUCCAACCUGGAAAACGAGAAAGAACAAGAACAACAGAAAAUGAGACGGGAAAGCCAAGAGCUGGAAUUGCUGAAAGCUAGAAAGCAACAAAUAAAAGAAUCCCAGCGCCGAUUAGCAAAACUUAAUGAAUCCAUUAAAAGUUGCGCAACCCUCGUGAAUGUAACGACAGCACGAGCAAAAAUGAUGGCAGAUGAAGCAAAUGGGGAGUUACCAGAUAUUGAAGCAAUGAUGCCUCCCUUGAAGGCCGUCGCUGAAGAUCUCUCUGAUGCAGCACUCAGUGACUGCAAGCUUUUGUCUGGAGGGUUAAACAUGAAACAAAUUGGUUCUAAGAUUCAAGCGAUAACUUCAAAAGCAUUAAAAAGCCCCACAUCAGAUGACCUGUACCUGUGGGCCUGAUAAGAGUGACUAAGGAGGGUGCGAGAAACGUUUACAGUAAUAGAAAUUAACAGUCGUGCAACUGCUGAAAUGUUUCCUCUCAACUCGUAGUUUAUUUAACUUUACCUUGUGUUAAAAUGCAUUUUAGCCCAUGUUUCUUAGGACGUAGCACAUAGUUUAAAAAGAGAAAUGUUU